This is a messenger RNA of Sceloporus undulatus (fence lizard), 4116 nucleotides long. RefSeq names its product thiamin pyrophosphokinase 1 (gene TPK1). The transcript has 10 exons. Gene Ontology annotation, biological process: thiamine diphosphate biosynthetic process; thiamine metabolic process. Lineage: Eukaryota; Metazoa; Chordata; Lepidosauria; Squamata; Phrynosomatidae. The record is from RefSeq and is a predicted model, not a curated record. Bases 135 to 971 code for a protein of 278 amino acids. Gene Ontology annotation, molecular function: ATP binding; thiamine binding; thiamine diphosphokinase activity.
UCCAAUCCCCUGAACUGUAUGUCGCACUAUCUAUCAAUCUGGCUGAUGCCAAAUGUACUUAUAGAUUCAUCUCUUCACACUGCAAUGGGCUUUCUGCCACCUGCUUUUUAAAAGCACAACACUAAUCUGCUGCAAUGGAGCAUGGUGUGUUUACUCCACUGGAAUGCCUGCUUCCCACUGGAAACCUGAAGAUUUGCCUUCUGAUUCUCAACCAACCUUUCAACAAAGCUCAUUUCCAUCAUCUGUGGAGCAGAGCUGUAUUGAGAGCAUGUGCUGAUGGAGGUGCUAAUCGCUUGUAUCAUAUCACAGACGGAAAUCAGGAAAGCUUUUUGCCUGAUUUUAUCAGUGGGGACUUUGACUCUAUUAUGCCUGAAGUAAAGGACUAUUAUGCUGUCAAGGGGUGUGAGCUCAUAGAGACCCCAGAUCAAGAUUUCACAGACUUCACCAAGUGCCUUCAGAUACUCCAGCAGAAGAUAGAGAAGAAAGCCUUGCAGAUUGAUGUGAUUAUAACUUUGGGUGGACUUGGAGGUCGGUUCGACCAAAUCAUGGCAACUGUGGAGACUCUCUUUCAUGCAACUAAGAUAACCCCUUUUCCCAUCGUAGUUAUUCAGGAGUGCUCCUUGAUAUACCUACUGCAGCCUGGAAAGCACAAAUUGAAUGUAAAUACAGGGCUAGAAGGCAAAUGGUGUGGUCUCAUUCCUGUUGGGAAUGCCUGUGAUUGUGUUACUACAACAGGCCUUAAAUGGAACCUCGGAUAUAUCCAUUGCUUGUCCACAGUGGAAGGGCCCCCAGAUGGAAGACGUGAAAGUGAAAAUUGCAUUGCUUACUUCAGCAGGGCCAAUGGAAACAUUCUAAAGUUUGGGACACUUGUCAGCACUUCAAACACAUAUGACGGCUCUGGGAUUGUGACCAUCGAAACGGACAAACCUUUGCUUUGGACAAUGGGCAUCCAAGAGAAAGAAAGCGCUUAAAAAUAUUAUCACUGCCGCUUUUGUUCAGCCAGCCUUAAAGUGAAAAUUCCCACAGACCCUCAACUACAGUACUAAUGUAUAAAACUAUGUGGCCAUCUCAUUUCGUCAACAUUUUUACACAUUAGUCUUUGUAUGCCAUAUCAACCUUGUGCAAUACCAGACAUUUUAAGAAUUUUUUUUCUUGUUGGAGCAAUAUGGUAUUUUUAAAAAUAUAUAUAUGCAAGUUGAAUUUGUUUUUGGAUGUACUAUGCAUAUUUUUAGAAAGGUUUUAAAGGUGGAAACUGAUAAACCUUACAACAUAAACAACAAUUAUGCCUUCAGUAAAUGCCAACUUGUGAUUUGUCACUGGCCUAGAAUAGGACAUGCCUAAGGUAAAAAGCUAUUUCACAAGUUACAGCACCAAGAGUUACAGUCCUUGCUGUAUGUAUAUAUUUAAAGAAUGCAUGCACAGACACUAGACAGAGACAUUACAAGAAGGGACACUGCCUCUGAAGUACUUAUUUAUAUGUAUCAACACAGCCAGAGCUCUGUAAACACAGGAAGCCUGGAAACUUUUAACCCCCAAAAAACUUUUGGUACAGUAUAUGGCUUUUUACCACUAAAUCCUGCUAGUACAGUAUUUCUCACCCCUUUAUGCCCCUAUAUCCCUGUUAUAUCAUUAUUCUGCAUAGGAAAUGCACAUGGCUGGCUCUGAUGAGCUCUUUCACUUGCACUGAAAAAGUGAGAAGACAAAGGAGGGGAAUGCCUCCUAUAGAUGUAUAAAUGUGUGUGCGUGUUAUCUCUAUGGGAAGCUUUGAACUUACUCCUAAAUUAUGUUGUCAACAUAACUCAUGAAAGUGUGUAUAUCAUGGAGAACAUAAUUAAUCUAGUGCAAAUCCCAUUAAAUUGUCAAUGUAAGCAAUAUUCUUGCUUUAAUCCAUACAAACCACUGUAACAAGUUUUGAGCUACAGCUCAUAACUGCCAAAGUUGUAACUGAUUAAACCAAUGCCAUGUUUUAUGCUAAUACUUCUAUUUAAUAAAUACAGUGCACUGGUAUCAUACGUGGGCACGCUAUAAGCAGCUCUCAGAAUAUGCUGAAAGCUGUGCAGGAGCGCACGGGGCAGCACGUCCCAUUCAGGGGUGUGCGCCGGCACAUGCACAUGACCCAUUCACUUGAAUGGGGCUUGAACAUGCGCAGUACUUGGCUUAUGCGGGGGGUCCUGAACAGAUCCCCCACGUAAGCCAAGGACAGACUGUAUGAGCAAAGUCAAACAUCAGAAAAAGCAAUGGAGGCCUGUCCUGUUAACUAAGAUGGUACACAAAGCAUCUACGUUUAUGAAGUAGUCCAGUGUGUCACUCAAUUAUAUUUGAACACCAAUGGGAUACUGCAGGAGACACCACUGGUCCUUAGUUCAAGAACAGGUACCUUUCAGAUGUUUUUUACUGCGAUUUGUACAAAAAGAAGCAGAGAUCACACCGUUUAUCAAGAUGUGCUUGUAUUAACCAAAUAGAAUGCCACAACAGUUGUUCUUUAAAACCUGGUUUAUAUUGUCAAAUAGUAAAAGAAGAUCCAAAUAGAUUCUUAAUCCAGAAAGCCCACAACCUUCUCAUAUGUCACUAUGUCCAAUAUCAAGUCUUCAUGAAGCAUUCAGCCACCUCUGCCAAAAAGAAAUGGGGAAAAAGACACCAUCAACCCGAUAUUCUGCAUUGUAAUAUUGCUAUGCAAUUGACUUUUUUUUUCCCAAGAGAACUAAACACAGCAGCAGAUUUGCUUCAAUCACAGAGGCUUGUUUAAAUCAACAUAAUUUAAAUUAGCUAGAAGUACAGAUUUAAAUCAGGUUUCCCAUUGACAUUUUAUACAUAUUUUCCAAAUGGUGGAAAUCUGACCAUUAAGCCAUGUUAAUUUACAACUAAAAAGAAUAGUAUUUCUUUCAUUAUUUAUUCCUCUAUUAUUUCUGCCAAAGAUUAACUCUGAGGUCUUUUGCAUGGAAAUCAUUUUCUCUGUCACUGAGCAAUCCUCCCAGUUCUCAAAUGUGGGUUACUUUCAGAGAAGUGGUAUAAGAUUUUAGCCUAAAUAUGGGAAUAUAGUUGGCCUUUUGUAUCCACAGAUUCUUUAUCCAUGGAUUCAAACAUCCAGGGAGUGAACAUUUUAAGUGAUUUUUAUAUAUAUAUAUAAGUCAUUUUAUAUAAGGGACACCAUUUUACUACACUACUGUAUUUAAUGGGAUUUGAGUAUUCACAGGUUUUGAUAUUCACAGGGGGUCCGGGAACCAAACUCCAGGUGAUAUCAAGGGCCCACUGUACAGGGAGAUUUACAAUGGACAGUUUCUUCCUGUCUCCUUCCUUCAGUCUUGUUUCUUUCAGCUUUGUUUUGCCUUGGGUGAGCCUCGCCCGUAGGGAAAAAUAUUUUAGUACCCAGAUACUUGAAUGCAGUAGAGAAAUGUAAGUGCAAUUGCUAUAAGUGCUAUAAAAUACUUUUAAGAUGCUGCAGCCCCCCACAGCCAUUCUGUGGCUGGUAGGGGGGAAAGGGCAAUCAGAGAAGCAUCUGGCUAUCCCCCAUAGCUGGAUGUGAAAUUAUUACAUCAAUUGCUGAGACCUCAAGAAGAUUCCAGCACAUGCUAGCUACAGGGACAUGGUCAGAUGCUUUUCUGAUUCCCAAUCUCCCAAACUUUGUACCAGAGUGCCCAUGGGAAAAUGCUCACUGGGAAGCCUGCAGCAGCUUAAUAGUAAGAUGGGGGGGGGGGGGGCUGUUCAGAGGCCAGCUUUAGCAUAAUUCUGUGAAUGGAACCAUUGUCAUAUAAGGCUCCAGCUAUUAAAUAUGGAUCCUGACACAGAGAAUCAAGGUAGCUAUUCAGUUUAUUUUAACACUGUCUAUAUAAAGUUUUCAAAUAUUCUACAUACAUCUUUCUACCACUCAUACCUACUUUGCAGCUGGUACUUACACAAUGAUGUUGUUGAUUGGAAUGUGGAUCAGUUUUACAAAGAAACCGAUAAAUCCCAUUAUCGCAAAACCUAUCGCUGUUGCCAUAGCAAUCUUCUGGAAUUCUGAAAUUAAGUAAAUAAAUAACUGGUCAAAGCAAAAAUAAUUAGACCACUGAAAUGGAAAAUGAUUUUUAAGGAAAUGUAUCUUUAUAAAGCUUCAUCAAUUAAAACCAAAUUCCUCUU